AUCAGCUGAAUCUGUCCGGGACAGACCAGGGAAGAUGGCGGCCACUGACCAUUCCCGGUCCGAAGCUGCCAAACAGCGACGGCAGGAUCAGCUGCAGCGAUGGCUUGGCUCGGAGACGGAUCAGACAGGAUCGGAGGCCCGGGAAACGUCGAGCGGAUCCGGGACGAGGCGGGCCAAGGUCCGGUUCGCCCAAGGAGCUGUGUUUAUGGCCGCCUGCUCCGCCGGAGACCGGGAGGAGGUGGCGGCUCUGCUUCGCCAGGGAGCUGACAUCAACCACGCUAAUGUAGACGGACUGACAGCACUUCAUCAGGCCUGCAUCGACGAAAAUGCUGAGAUGGUGCAGUUCCUCGUGGAGAACGGGAGCAACGUCAACAGGGGCGACAACGAGGGCUGGACUCCUCUGCACGCUGCGGCCUCCUGCGGCUUCAUCCAGAUCGUUAAGUACCUGAUAGAGCACAGCGCUCACGUCGGGGCGGUGAACAGUGAAGGAGAGCUUCCUCUGGAUGUGGCCACAGAAGAUGCAAUGGAGCGACUUCUCAAGGGGGAAAUAAAAAAACAAGGAAUAGACGUGGACAAGGCUCGAAAGGAAGAGGAGAGGGUCAUGCUUCAGGACGCCAUGUCGGUGCUGGCAGGAAGUGGCACUCUCACACCUCACCCAAACACCAAGGCAACAGCUCUGCACGUUGCCGCUGCCAAGGGCUACAUUGAAGUCCUGAAGGUGCUCCUAAAAUGUGGAGUUGACGUAGACAGCAGGGACAGCGAUGGGUGGACGCCCCUGCACGCAGCAGCUCACUGGGGGCAAGAGGAGGUGUGCACCCUGCUCGCUGACAGCAUGUGCGACAUGGGUGCCAUCAACAUUGUGGGCCAGACACCUUUAGAUGUUGCAGAUGAGAACCUCGUGGACACUCUGGAGGAGCUACAGAAGAAACAGAAUGCUUUACGCACCGAGAAGGAGAAACAGACUCCUGUUAUUGAGACCAGCCCGCAAAUCUCCAUGGUACCGGUCCGCACACGCAGGACAUCUAUUUCUCGUAUGAGCAGUAAGGAGAAAAUCUGCCUCCACGAGCGGGAGAAGCAUCCACCUCCUGCCCUGCAGAGCAGCCCGGCUGAGGACGAGGAGGAGGACGGCCAGACGGCGCAGAGCCAGUCACAGAGCCAGGCGAAAGCCUCCAGCAGCUCCAGCUCCGAGGAGGAGAGCGAAUCUGAGAGUGACGCUGAGUCUGAGAAAGCAAAAAACCGAGAGAUCAUAAACAACUUGAACAACAAACGCAACACCACCAGCCUCCUUCCUACCUCCAUGUCAACGAGUACUGCUACAAGCCAAGUUAAAAAGCAAGAAACAAGCAAGCCCCCAGCGACCGAGGCCCCAGGGUCCUGGAGAACGUCUCUGAGGAAGGCAGGCAGCUCAGUGACUCUGGGCUCAGCUGGACUGACUGACCCCAGCCAGGACUCCAGCAGACCACCGGAGUCGGGCCUGGGGAUGACCCGCUCUGCCUCCAGCCCCCGCCUCAGCUCCGAGGCCGACACCAAGGAGCCGAGACUCGCUCGGGUGCCGCCUAUUCCAACGCGGAAGCUCUUCAGUAUCCCAGACAGCAGCCCUGACAACUCCAACAGUUGGCUAAGCCGUAGCUCCUCUUACACCCGGCGCCUUCAUAGUCAGUCAGGGAAUGAUCUCACUAGUUCCAACCCAUAUUUGCCUCACAGCUCAUCUUAUGGAAAGAGACUGGAUGACCCCACCGUGACCUCAGCUAGCACAGGAACGAGCUCUACUGGACUCAGCCGCCUUAAUAGUGUCUUGGGCCAGAGACUUCCUCAGGAACAGACAGAGAAGAAGGACCAGCCUGCCGUCACCACCUCCAACUCUCAGAAUACGACAGCAGGCGAACAGGAGACCAAGCAGAGGCGCAAGUCCUAUCUGACACCUGUGCGAGAUGAGGAGGCAGAGGCACAAAGAAAGGCUCGCUCCCGACACGCGCGGCAGUCUCGUCGCUCCACUCAGGGGGUGACACUAACAGAUCUUCAGGAGGCGGAGAAGACCAUAAAUACUAUGAAGAUGGACAACAAAGGGAGAGAAAAGGAGGAGGAAGAGAAGGAAAAAGAGAAGGAAGCAAAGCCUAAGAAGGGAGAGGAAGGGGAAGUGAGCUGGAGGUCUCGAAUUGCCAGUCUGCAGAAGUCAGACCUGCUAGGCCUCACGCAGCCGGCUGGGACUCCGCGGCCUCAGACUUCUGACAGGAAAGAUGUUGAGGCCAGCACGGGGGAGAGCGAGACGGAGCGAUGGGCCCGGGAGCGCAGAGAGAGGAGACAAGCUCGGGCCAGAAGAAAGGCACAGAGGACCGGAGAGAGUGAUGACAAUGAUCCCAGCGAGGAAGAAUUCUCAGGCAACAGGCUGGAUCUGCAGACAGACCAGCACUUGAGGUCCAGGUCGGAUCUGUCCUGUAAUGACCGUACCGGAGGAGGCUCCGAGAGCAAGGACUUUAAGAAGUUGUUCGAGGAGGUGUCCAGAGAAAACAGCCAACUCCAGUCUCAGCUGCAGGACACUCAGAGGAUUGUCAGUCAGACCAGGUUGGACCUGGAAAAGGCCACACAGAGACAGGAGCGCUUCACUGACUGUUCAGCCCUGCUGGACCUGGAGAGAAAGGACCGGAGGAUGUUGGAGCGGCGUAUGGCGGAGCUGGAGGAAGAGCUGAAGGUUCUGGUUGACCUGAGAGCAGACAACCAGCGCCUUAAAGAUGAAAAUGGAGCACUGAUCCGUGUCAUCAGCAAACUCUCCAAAUAGACGGAGUGAGAGAGUGAGAGAGAGAGAGCACGCGAGAGACACGA
Molecule: messenger RNA, 2820 nt
Organism: Scomber japonicus (chub mackerel)
Lineage: Eukaryota; Metazoa; Chordata; Actinopteri; Scombriformes; Scombridae
Product: protein phosphatase 1 regulatory subunit 12A
Exons: 25
Coding region: 35-2776 (913 amino acids)
Biological process (GO): signal transduction
Cellular component (GO): Z disc; A band; cytoplasm
Molecular function (GO): enzyme inhibitor activity; protein kinase binding; phosphatase regulator activity
Source: RefSeq, a predicted model, not a curated record